Messenger RNA from Physeter macrocephalus (sperm whale), 1578 nucleotides. It is a transcript of the gene C4H1orf141, whose product is annotated as chromosome 4 C1orf141 homolog. NCBI's taxonomy places the organism in Eukaryota, Metazoa, Chordata, Mammalia, Artiodactyla, Physeteridae. The transcript is spliced from 8 exons. The record is from RefSeq and is a predicted model, not a curated record.
AAAAACCAAAAUGAUAUGCAUAUGAGGAACAUGCAUUUUGCUGAAUUUAUAUGUAAUCUCACACAUCUUAACCCUAACUGGAAUUUACUGACUGACAAUGGCAAAAAAAAUCUUAGAGAAGUUAGAUAUUCUGGAUGAGCAAGCAAAGACACUCUUGGCCAUAAGAGCAAAGAAAAACUGCCUUCAGCGUGAAGUAAAGAAAAAGAUCUCAGUGAUACCCCUGACAUUUGAUUUUCAGUUGGAAUUUGAAAAGGAUAUUGCUACCUCCAUAUCUGAGGCAGAAUCAAAGAUCACAAAAGACAGAUCAUGUGGCAUUAAAAAAACAAAAAGAUAUGUCUCCUUCAAAAAUAUGCCUGAACCUAAAGAGAGUGAUUUUGAAAAGUCAAAUUUAAGACCACAUUUUGUACCAACAAAAAUAAAAAUUCAAGAAAUCAAAGAUACUCUCAAACUGAAAAAAAAACCUAGGGGACCAUUUGAUUUGGUUGGUCACUUAGAAGAUUAAGUUAAUAAAAGAAUAAAAUCUCCUCCAGAGAUGAAUGAUUUUAGUACAAAAGAAAAUAAAUCCAUCAGAAAUGAUCAAUUAAAUGAGCAUUCAGUAAGAAAGAAAAGCUUGCUCCCCUUGUGCUUUGAGGAUGAACUGAAAAAGCCAAAUGCCAAGAUAAUCGACAUUAGUCCAGCAAAGACAGCAACUUCUUACACGGAACAAAAUGAUACAAAUCCCAUAAUUUUCCAUGAGACUGGAUAUGUACAAAUGUUACUUUUGACAAAAAACAGGCUUCCUCCCCAUUCUAUGGAAAAUGGAAAUGGUUACCCAUAUAAAAGAUCAAAUAUUGUUUUAGAAAGAAAUUGUGAAACGCUCAAAUCUGUAGCUAGAGGUCAAUCUAUUACUCCUUCCAAACCCAAAAGAACUCUGCCUACAACACAGAAGAAAGCUAUACAAGCAGUAUCUUUUGAAGUAAGCCGUAGAGCUGUAGAUGAUAAACUAAGGAAGAAAACUAGCAAGCAGACAUUUGAAAACAUAUCUUGGAAUAAACUCUAUAACUUUUCACAGACUUUUUCCAGCCUAACAAAAAAAUUUGUGGGUUUCCUUGAUGAAACUGUUAUUCAAGAAAUGAGUGCUAAAACUGGCAAAUUUGAAAAAAUGUUUUCUACAGUAAAACCAAUGAGCAAAUUGAGUGCCUCACCUGUCAAAUAUUGCUCAAAGCCUUCAAAAAAUAUACUCAAAGUCCAUAAAAUAAAUAAUGUAACACCAUUGGAUGAUUUGUUAAACGUGUCAAGUAAAAAUUAAGCACCUCAUAAAAUAUUUAUACAGCAAAAUGUGGGUAACAAGAAGCAAAUAAAGUUCCAAGAUCACAGAAGAAAUUCUUGUCUAAAUGGUAAUGUUCUAGUGGAUGGUAGAAGAAAACAAAGCAUAGAAAUUGGAAUUACAAACCAACAGUGGUAUACUAUUUUUAGUAAAUAAGAGGACAAAAUUAGGAAAUAAUGAUCAACAAGAGGAACCGGUUCAGGAAUUUCUCUUAUCUCACUUAGAUCCCUCAAUCAUCAGCAUUCCUAGAGUAAAGUAGAUUCAGGACCAAG